UUACAAACAGGUGAUCUUUUCAGUAGGUAGCUGAGGAAUUCUUCAGCCCACACAAAAAUAGAAAGAAAGAAGUCUUUAGUAUUCACACCUCUACAUAUUUAUCGGGCUUCUUUUCUAGAUUCGUAAAAGCAUUUCUACAAGCCUGUACCCAGAAUAAUCUAAGAUUUAGAUUCCUUAAUAACUUAUUAUCUAAUUAUAACGACUGUUGCACGGAAACAUGGCCGAUCGACAGUAUGGUCUUAAGUUUGGCGGGAAUGCAGGGGCUUCUGUUGAUGCAUAUCUUGAGUACCGACGCAUUGUGGGAGAUGAUGAUGGAGGUAAUAUGUUCACACCGGAGGAAUAUGAGGCUUACAAGAAGAAAGUCAUACCACAACGAGUCAAAAACCGUUUGUACACGUGUUACACGAAUCCAGCUGGGAUGGACUGCAAGUUGAUAGGUCCAGAGACACCUUGUUUUUGCACUCACAGGUACAAACAACACAAAACAGAUUUCGCAUCGAUUCCAUCAUCGCGUCCGAUUCUCCUCCCCUGUAAAGUGUCUGGCUGUCCUUGUGCCUCCUACCAUUAUGUGCCCCUCAACGGCUCUCAGUCCAUACGCUGUACUUGCAAGCAUCUAGCUGAUGACCACAAUGUAAAGGCACCGUUUAUCUGCAAAAAGGCGGGCUGCACCAAAUGCACUGGUUUCAAGAGCUCCUUCACCUGUGCCUGUGGCAGUGGCCACAAUGACCACCGUAUGAUUGUGGAGACGGCCGAUGAGAGAGAGGCUCGUGGACAUCCCCUGGGCGAGGCCGUGCCGUUCCAGGCCAUGGGGGGCAUCACUGGCUUCUCCUCACUGGCUGAGGGAUAUCUGAGACUGGACCCAAGUGGUAGAGGUGCUCCGUCUGACGAGUUUUUGAACCAGCCAAUCACAGCCCAGGACAACCCAUUUCUGAGAGCCAAUGUGAAUUCCAUCAAGGCCCAUCAUAUGGCCAAACAUGGAGGACAUGCCAUCACAGGCGGCAACGAGCGAGUGUUUGAUGACAUCGAAGAAAGAAUUUCUGCCGUCAAGAAAGAGGGAGAGUCGGACAUGGACUUUUUCGAGAGGAGAUACCAGGAACGACAAAAGCUGGAAGCACAAGCCAGGAGAAACCCUAUCCCUAACCCAUACACCCAGACAAGUUCAAAGGUCGGCACAAGGAAAGCCAUCGAGCCGUCCAGAGCCAAGUCGGGCAAAUCAACCAAAUCUCAGCCUGGCUCAUCUCGUCAGUGAAGAGAGAAGACAGAGACAGAAGUGUUUGCAGACUUAAAGUUUUGUAUUUUGUUCAUCAUUUUGUUUUCAUGGUUUGACAUGGGGUUUGGUUGUAAUGGUAGGGGAAAUGAUUCUGUAAUGUGCUUUAAAAAAAAA
Aplysia californica (California sea hare) is the source of this 1384-nucleotide messenger RNA. RefSeq names its product protein FAM221A. The record is from RefSeq and is a predicted model, not a curated record. Lineage: Eukaryota; Metazoa; Mollusca; Gastropoda; Aplysiida; Aplysiidae. The transcript is spliced from 8 exons. Bases 218 to 1249 code for a protein of 343 amino acids.